CUAUGAAGCGGAAGUGACGUCAGAUAGGCCGGAAAGAGCGCGGGGGCGUGAGGGAGGGAAAGAGCGCUCCUGUUCUGCUUCCGAGGUCAGAGGUCGAGCGGCUGACUGAAGAGGCUGGUCACGAUGCUGAUCAAAGUGAAGACGCUCACCGGAAAAGAGAUUGAGAUUGACAUAGAACCCACAGACAAGGUGGAGAGAAUAAAGGAGCGAGUGGAAGAAAAAGAAGGAAUCCCUCCACAACAACAGCGCCUCAUCUACAGCGGCAAGCAGAUGAACGACGAGAAAACAGCCGCCGACUACAAGAUCCAGGGCGGCUCUGUGCUCCAUUUGGUCUUGGCACUACGAGGGGGAGGCCUGCGAUGAUGGCGCACCCAUCCCUCGGCGCGUCCCGCCUCCCCCUCCCCCCUUCCCCCAAAGGACAGAUCUACCGUUUGCGUGUGGGACACCGCCGGGCUGCGCAUAGCUACCCUCCCUAACCCCUUCUUCCUCCUGGAUCCAGGAAGAAAACGGCCGCUGCCGCCCACCACCCCGGAGAUCUUCCGCAAGCUGUCAUUUGAGGGAGGUGCCAUUUAGCAAGGAAACGGGGGGGGGGAGAGUCCAUGGCUUGUUGCCUUCCUGGGGGAUCCCGCAUCCCGUCGGCCCCGAUCCUCACGCAUUUACACCCCGGCGACUUCUCAAGUGCUGCAUAUGCUCAUUGGCUGUGUUUCUGCCUCCCCUUGUUCAAAUGUCCUCCCCGCCCCCCCCCUUCCCGCAGUUGAAAUGGCUGAAUGUUAAAUAAAGGUGUUUCACGUGGUUUCUUGAGUUGUAGGCUCGUGACUGUGUUUGACUCUGCUUACGAUGUGCCUUUUUCACUGGGGUAUUCAGGAUCCUCAAGUCAAAAGUGGCUCAAAAGGUGUUUCCUUUCCUCUGGGAUCUAUAGUGUGUAUGGUUGUAUAUCACAGGGCAACAAGGGCUAACAGAGCUGCAGUUCCCAGAUUUUUUUUGCGGAGGGAACCAUGACAGUACUGUGGUGCCUUGACUUACGAAUUUAAUCCAUUCCGAAGGCACCUUUGUAAGUCGAAAAAUUCGUAAGUCGAAAAACACCAUUGGAAACGUGAUUUCCCAUAGGAAUGCAUUGAAAACGGAAAAAUUCGUAAGUCGAAAACCGCCACGGUUUUUUCCAGAUGCCGAGACAUUCGUAAGCGCACGGCCAUUACCCCCAUUCGUAAGUCGAAAAAUUCGGUUGUCCAAGUCGUUCGUAAGUCGAGGUACCACUGUAGUGGGUUUUCUUCGGUUAACCCCUCCUGUUGCAAUGUUUAAGGCAGCUUUUAUAGGGUCAGAACCACAGCAGGUCAAAUAAAUGUGGAGUCCACCAGGCUAUUAAGUAUUAACACAGGCUUACAGACAUUCCUUUGCCUUAGCUUUACACAGGCGUAGAAAUUAAAUUUCAGACGCAAAGCAGGGCUCUGUUAUCAGACCUGGAUGCCUGACAAGGC
This is a messenger RNA of Zootoca vivipara (common lizard), 1475 nucleotides long. It is a transcript of the gene NEDD8, whose product is annotated as NEDD8 ubiquitin like modifier. Gene Ontology annotation, molecular function: protein binding. NCBI's taxonomy places the organism in Eukaryota, Metazoa, Chordata, Lepidosauria, Squamata, Lacertidae. The record is from RefSeq and is a predicted model, not a curated record.